Scatophagus argus is the source of this 6424-nucleotide messenger RNA. RefSeq names its product pleckstrin homology domain containing, family H (with MyTH4 domain) member 2 (gene plekhh2). The transcript is spliced from 30 exons. Gene Ontology annotation, molecular function: actin binding. Bases 197 to 4648 code for a protein of 1483 amino acids. The record is from RefSeq and is a predicted model, not a curated record. Gene Ontology annotation, biological process: negative regulation of actin filament depolymerization. NCBI's taxonomy places the organism in Eukaryota, Metazoa, Chordata, Actinopteri, Scatophagidae. Gene Ontology annotation, cellular component: cytoplasm; cytoskeleton.
UGAAUCCAACUCGUCUCCAACUUUUGCCCGAUAGCUGAAAUGAAAUCCUGUAGGAAAGAGAGAAAUUCAACAUUUUCACUCGUGAAUUAGGAUUUUCUCCACAGGAAUAACAUGGGAUAUAUAGACGCUGGAGUUGACAUGGCGUGAAGUCCCUCGUUUAGAUUCUAUCCAUCAAAUAUCUUAGGGGUCAGGCGGUAUGGCGGAGGGGGAGGAGGCCAUGAGCCAGGAAGACUGGAAGGAGAAGUGUCUGGUCCUGGAGGCGCUGCUCAUGAAGUUCAGAGUGCAAAUCAUCAAGAUCCGAGAACUCACUGCUGACAAGAUUCAACAACUGGAGACUCAGGUGAUCGAUGCAGAAAAACGAGCCUUCACAGCUCAGCAGCAGAUGCAAUGGAUGGAGGAGAAGCUGAAAGCUCCAGACAGUCAGUCCGCAGACUCAGAGAUGCGUUUGUUUCAGCGGUGCCAGGAGCUGCAGGCCUCGGUGCAGGAGAAGGAGGAUGUCAUCGCCCAGCUGGAACAGCAGCUGGAGGAGCAGAAACAGAUCCGACUUCAGGAUGCUAAAACAGUGGAGGAGAAAGCAGCUAAGAUCAAAGAAUGGGUGAUGCUGAAGUUGACAGAGUUUGAGGUGGAGAACGCAGCAUUAAGAGAAACCAACAAGCAGCAGGAGGCUCAGAUCGAGGACUUACAGAAACAAGUGAAGGCCUUUGAGCAGAAGUGUGGUGUUGGACGAGGAGCCCUGUGCAGACCAGGGGAGGCCCAGCGUCUCAGCAGCCUGACGUUUGGCUGUUUCCAGGUGAGGGGGAAGAACCCUCAGGUCCUGACUGGACCAGCACCCUCCCAGAGGACCCUGAGCACCCAGGGAGAGACUGAAGACAGAGAUAAAACUGGGAAGAGUAAUAAACACGCGGCGUCCUCAGGGACAGACUGUGAAGGACAGACACCUGAGCAGACUCUGGUGGGUGACCGAGCAUCUGAAAGCCUGACUGAGAAUACAUGUGGACUUGAGUCUCGUGGCGUCUCCUCCGUGCUCUCCAGCGCUGUCUCAGAGGGUGAGGGAGGAGGAGGAGGUGGAGUGUGUGGUCUGGAGUUCAGCCGGCCCAGCAGUGAGACCUACCUCACUGCUUCUGACGACAGCAGCUCUCUGUUUGACGAUGACAUGCAGCGCGCCGAGCAUCCCGGCUUCAACCUGCUGGGCUCAUCAGAUGGCACAUUGGCAGGGAGCAAGGAGGGAGGGGAGGAGACGGACAGGGCCAAGCUGGAGGACUGCACCUCUGAGGAGCUCAAUAAACGUUUCCAAUCACAGAGGCUUGACUCUUCAUCCUCUUCCAGCGAAGCUAACACCCCCAGCCCCAUCCUCACGCCAGCCCUCACCCCUAAACGACCCAACCCACCCCAGGACCUAAGGGACAACCCUGCUUCGCCCAAACAGCCCCGGCUGCGAACCCCGGCAGGGUUCGGGUUGAUGAAUGUGGCGCUGGCCAAGAAACACCUGAGCCAGCCACCAAACAGCAGUGAGGCAGCAUACGGACAAACACGUAACGCUCUCAGCAUGCUGCGUCCCCUCAGGCCACAGGAAACUGACCUCGACCAGGAGCAGGAGGUUGGCAUGGAAACAGGCAGGAACACACCUCCUCAAGGCCUCCCCAGCUCACAAGCGGAGCCUCCCUUUCCAUCCAGUCGGACCCCAGCUGGUCCAGCUGAACCUGGGACAGACAUCAGCCCAGAAAGGCAAGACUAUGAGAGCUCAGCACCUGGCAACAAACCUCCGACACCCCCUUUACACAGGCUGCCCUCCUGGGAGAGUCGUAUCUAUGCUGUGGCUAAAUCAGGAAUCAGACUGUCUGAGACAUCCUGCACAGACCCUGCCAGCAAAGACCCUUCCCUCCAGUCCUCCUAUCCUGCCUUUGUAAUGUACACAUCCCUCAUCUACAAAAACAUGACUACACCAGUUUACACUACUCUAAAGGGGAAAGCCACUCUGCUGAGCAGCAGUCCGUUCUCGGAUGAGUCGUCCAGCUCCGAGGAGUCAUCCAGUUCAGGAGAGGAGGACGGCUCCCUCUGCAGCUCUCACACCUCCUCCAGCUCCCGCAAGGACAGCAGCCCAGGCAGCCCUCGCUCUCUCAAGAGAGCUGUGUCCAUGUCUUCAAUGACUUCAGAGAGCGACUAUGCCAUCCCUCCUGAUGCCUACUCCACCGACACAGAGUGCUCCGAGCCAGAGCAAAAACUCCCCAAGACCUGCUCUGCUGCCAGCGACAAUGGCAAGAGUGAGCCAAUGGAGAAGUCAGGCUACCUGUUGAAAAUGGUGAAGACCUGGAAGAAAACUUGGAAGAGACGCUGGUUUGUCCUCAAAGAUGGAGAGCUGCUCUAUUAUAAAUCGCCUAGUGAUGUGAUCAGGAAACCUCAGGGGCAGAUCGAGGUCAACGCCACCAGCAGCAUCGCCCGUGGAGAGGGAAAACAAGUUCUCCAGAUAGUGACAGGGAAGCGUGUGUACUACCUGAAGGCCGACUCUCCGAACCUGCUGGAGGAGUGGCUCAGGGUGCUGCAGAGCGUGCUCAGAGUGAAAGCUGCCAGUCCUCUCUUCACCCAGCCGGAUAUUCGCCCCGGCAUGAAGGGGCUGCUCAUCAAGGUGAAGCACGGCUACUCCAAGCGGGUUUGGUGUGCUUUGAUUGGCAAAACCUUGUACUAUUUCCGCAGCCAAGAGGACAAGUUCCCCCUGGGUCAGAUUAAACUCUGGGAGGCCCAGGUGGAGGAGGUUGACAGGUCAAGAGAUUCAGACGACGACCUGAAGGCGUGUGGACGAGGCUUCCAGUCGGCACCUUUUACCAUCGCCAUCCACCCUCAGGAGCAAGGACCGACCUACCUGCUCAUCGAGUCCUGCCAUGAGAAGGACUCGUGGCUGUACCAUCUGUCUGUGGCAGCGGGCUCCUCAUUGGGUAAAGUGGGCACCGAGUUCGAGCAACUGGUGGGAAAACUCUUCCAAGUGGAUGGAGAUCCAAACUCUCAGAGCUGGAGACAUCCCAUGUUGUGUUUCAGUAAGGAAGCUCUGUCAUCUCCUCUCACCACUCUGCCCUCACAAGCUCUGCAGACUGAGGCCAUUAAGCUCUUUAAGACGUGUCAGCUUUUCAUCAACGUGGCCAUCGAUGCUCCGGCCAUCGACUAUCACGUUUCGCUGGCCCAGAGCGCCCUGCAGGUGUGUCUGGCUCACCCCGAGCUUCAGAACGAGUUCUUCUGCCAGCUCAUUAAACAGACCCGCAGGAGGCAGCCGCACGGCCAUUCAGGACCCCUGCAGGGCUGGCAGUUUCUAGCCUUGUGUGUGGGACUGUUUCUGCCUCAGCAUCCGUUCCUCUGGCUGCUCCAGGUCCACCUCAAGAGACACGGUGACUCCAGGACUGAGGUGGGUAAGUAUGCCAUCUACUGCCAGCGUUCCAUGGAGCGAACCCAGCAGAAGGGCGAGAGGCAGGCCAGGCCGUCCCGUAUGGAGAUCCUGUCCAUCCUGCUGAGGAAUCCCUAUCAUCACUCCCUGCCAUUCAGCGUGCCUGUUCACUUCCUCAACAACACCUACCAGGUGGUGAGCUUUGACGCGUCAACCACAGUGGACGAGUUCCAGUGUCGCCUUAACCAGGACACCGGCAUAAGGAAAACUGGGCUGUCGGGCUUCAGCUUGUACACAGAUGACCCUACCGGGCGAGAGCUGGAGCACUGCCUGCAAGGAGCCAUCAAGAUUUGCGACAUUAUCUCCAAGUGGGAGCAAGCAUCUAAAGAGCAGCACACUGGAAAAUCUGAAAACACCAGGACUGUCCGCCUCACCUACAAGAACAGGUUGUACUUCUCCCUCCAGGUCAGGGGGGAGUCAGAGAGGGAGAGGCUGCUGCUGGCUUAUCAGACAAAUGAGGCCAUCGUAGCGGGACACUUUCCCGUCAAUAAGGAGCUGGCUCUGGAGAUGGCCGCCCUGCUGGCCCAGGUGGAGUUUGGGGAUUUUGAGCGCCCCUUCUCUGCUCCUGGAUCAGCUCAGACCAAGUCUAACCAAACCCUGAAACAGGUUCUGGAGAGAUUCUAUCCCAGACAUUACCGCAGGACCACAUCUGAGGAGCAGCUCAGACAACUGCUGCAGCGUCUCUCUGCCCGCUGGGCCUCCCUCAGGGGCCGAAGUUCAUCAGAGUGUGUCAGGAUCUACCUAACCGUUGCCAGGAAGUGGCCUUUCUUUGGUGCCAAAUUAUUUGAAGCAGAAUGCCUCACUCCCUCUCCAGAGCAGGGUGUGCGUGUUUGGCUGGCAGUGCAUGAAGAUGGUGUUGGUGUUCUGGAGCACAGUUCUGUUAAACCACUGGUGUCCCAUCCCUACAAGAGCCUGAUGACAUUCGGAGGCUGCAAACAGGACUUUAUGCUGGUUGUUGGACAGAAUGUCGGUACCAGCACGAGCAAAGACAAACCUACAGAGAAACAUCUGUUUGCUAUGGAUGCUUCCAAGAUCAGGGAGAUCACCCUCCUCAUCUCUAGUUAUGUCAACAGUGCUCAUCAGCAGAAGGCAGCAGCCCACCACCUCUCUGCCCCGGCUCUGAUGGUGGCCCAGCCUGUCAGCCUGAAGAGCAAAGAGCUGAGGAGUAAAUCCCCACCAGCACUGGGACGCCCCAGUAAGACCCCCACUUUGCUGUGACUGCACAAAAAAUGUCACACCCUGAUCAGAAAUAGUCUCUCUCACCUUCUUUACAUUUGAAAAUGAAUUUACAGCAGCUUUAGGCUUGAUUACAUCCUCAUACAGCCCUUCUUUCUUAUCAGUCAAAUCCUGUAUAUUAAUCUCACUGAACCAGAUGAAAUCCUGGUAUGUGGAAUGGUCACCUCUUUGCUUGCUGGAAGUGACAAAUAUAGUGUCCCUAAACCAUGGCUGCUGAAGACAUAUCAUUUAUAUUGCCAAAGAACAUGUCUGGAAGGUGGCAUUCUUUAAUUUGAAGCAGUUUUUAACUUAAAGCAGGUAAAGGUUACUUAAACUGCGUUUCCACUGAAGGAACUUUCCCAACAGACCCGGAACUUUUGGAGGAACUUGUUCCUACUGCAGGGACGGAGGUCUGAAAGGACAUUGUUUUACCCCCACAAAAUGUCCCCACCUGGUGGUAUAGAACUUUUCCAAACAUAUAGCCCCAAGUAAUUAUGUGUAAAAGCAGUUGUCGUUUUCAUUGCCUUAUCAUUGUGGGUCUUUAGACUGCAGUGGAAACACAGACAACAAAGGACAGAACCUUUUAAUUCAUUGAAAAGCGGUUCCUGGGUUCUGGGUACUCUGGACGGAAACACAGUCUUCCUCAGAGGACAUAAAACAGCUGCAUCUGAAACUGGAGCUGUAAGCUGUAUACAUAGGUGCAAAGGUGUCACUAUAACAACUCAGAGGCUUUGGUUAACAUUCUCCAAGGUACAUUUUUUUCUCCCUAAUGAAUGUGUUUCUUUUACGUGCUGACUCCAAAGAGAAAAACUUAACAAUAUUUAUUGACAGACAGAGCUAGCCUUCCAAAAUGUCUCAUUAAUCUGUCUGCGCUGUGUGCAUUUCCUUUUGUAAAGGUGCUGUUGGACAUUAAGAUUUGUGUUUUGCCUUGAAAAUAAUGCACAGUUAUACACAGUUUAGAAGAGGGAAUGAUUCAUUUAGAGAGUAUUUUUCCUUCCUCCUGCAGGGCUCAUAAGUCAACCAGGAGCUGAAACCCCUUCGGUCUCAGAUCUUGUAUAAUGAAGGAUAUUGAACGCUAUGAUAAAAGUGGGAGGCAGUACCAGGUAACCAAACUGCAGCUUGAGAAAACAGUCCACAAAGUGAAUACACCAACUACAAUGAAAAUAUUGUUAGGAAUCUUACUUGCAAUACAAUAUGUGUGACUGGUGAGCUGUAGAUGGGGUGAGUUGGUUGUGUUGGGAAAGACUGAAAUUUAUAAUAGGAAACCAUUUUGGACCCUGUGUGUUCUUUGUUACUGAGUAGCCAGGAGAGUGGUGAAACUUUAGUCAUGUGCAACCCUUUCUGGUAAAGUGAACAGCAAAUCAGGAACUUCUCUUAGCGUUGUCGGGUUGGAUUAGGGGAUGUGUUAAUUUAGAGGAAGGUCGUAAUAGAAGGUGACAAAGGUCGAAGGAACAUGAUGGUAGAAAUAUUUACUGAUUGCCGGAGAAAUACAGUGUUCUCUGUUCUGCUUUAUAUCUUUUGUAACACAGGUAUUUGAAUGAAGCAACAAGAUCAUAUUUAGUGACUCAUGUAACCCUAAACUAAACUGGAAAAACAUGGCUUUUUUCUUAUGUGAGGUACUUUAAGAAGACACUUUUCCCUCCCAGUAUUAUCUUGACCCUGUAUAGAAUGAAUGUUGUCAGGUGUUGUAUUUAUUUGUCAUAUAAAAUAAUCAUCCUUUAAACAAGUGUUAUAAUUAUUGCAAAAGUCUAAUGCUUGAAUAAACUACAGCUAAUCACU